UGGCGGGCGGCAUCUGGCAGAGCUUCGUGGGUAGCUGGGUGCGCGGCGAUGGCUGGGCCCGGGGUGUGGGGCCGGCUCCACUUACUGCUCCUCAGCGUCAGCUCCUGGUCCUUGAUAUCAGCCCAGGUGAUGAACACACAAACCAUUCAAGUGCCUGAGAACAAGCCAAUUGAUAUACCCUGUACUGCGUACGUAUCGCAAAGCGGAACACCCAGGGUCGAGUGGAAGUUUGAAAAGGGCUCUUCAAUAGUGCUAUUCUACUAUGAUUCGAAAUUCACAGACCCCUACAAAGACCGUGCUCAGUUCACACCCACAGGGAUUCGUUUCACUUCGGUGACUCGGAAGGACACGGGGAAGUACAUCUGCGAGGUCCUCUGGACCGGGAGCGGGGCCAGUGGCCAACUAACAAAGUCAGAAGUUGAUCUCAUCGUCCAAGUGCCUCCCUCCAAGCCCGUUGCCAAGGUGCCCACCUCGGUGACAAUCGGCAACAAAGCUGUGCUGACGUGCACAGAAACAGAUGGCUCUCCACCCCCUACCUUCCAAUGGUACAGGGACAACAUCCUGAUGCCCUCCAACCCCAAGAUCAGUGAGAAAUUCAGGAACUCCUCCUACACGAUCGACCCCAAGACAGGAGUGCUGACGAUUGAGCCCGUAACCAGCUUCGACACAGGGGAUUAUUUUUGCGAGGCUCAGAACAACGUCGGGACUGCUCAGAAAUCGGAAGCCAUCCACUUGGAAGCCACUGAAGUCAACGUGGGCGGUAUUGUGGCAGCUGUGGUCGUGCUGCUAAUCGUGCUGGCACUGGUUGCCUUCGGCAUCUGGUUCGCCUACAGUCGUGGCUUUUUCAGCAAGAGAACAGGCAGCACCAAUAAGCAAGUUAUCUACAGCCAGCCGUCCAACCGGAGUGACGGAGAAUUCAAACAGACCUCGUCCUUCCUGGUGUGACAUUGGCCCUGGAUUGGCUCCCCCUCUCCUGCCGACGUCCUGCCCCUUGCCCCAUGAACUGCUGUAAAUGUUCCGUGUGAAUUACUGUAACUCACUGCGAUUUUAACUAUUUUUUUUUUUAAAGUUUCACCUAGUGCCUUUUUAGUCCUGUUCUAGACUCUCUUUGUCCCCUAGAGUCGUGGGGCUGGAGUCUUGCCCGCUGCGCUACAGGUGACUUUGCAUAAACCAAUCUUAUUUUCCUAAGAGCGACAGGCGACAAACCCAGCUGCUGAAAACACCCAGCGGAGGGGCCCCCCUGCCACUUGCUGGCGUUGCAGAUUGCUCACCCUGCUUUGGGGAUGUCCGCUAGCACCGGGCUUCCCCAAGGAGGGUGAAAUUCAGCCCGUGCGACAGGCCAGCGUGAGGCCUUGCAGCACUGUAGUGCCACUUAAGCCUAUCGGAGGGUUUGAUGCUGCCAGAAGUGGCAGGCUGGGGAGCCCUGGUUAUGCUAGAGCACUGAAUGUAGGGAACACAAGUAUAUUUUUGUGACUGUAGAAGAUUGUUGCGUGGUGUCCCCAUCCCUGCCCCCACCGUCACUGCUGUACGAGUGUGUCAGGAUGUCAUCUUUGUGGUGUCUGAACAGGUUGAAUACUACAUCUCCCUGGAGCAGGAGGUGAUUGGUGAGAAGGGAUUAGGGGCAUAGCAAUGAGAUCAAAGGGGACUUGCUCACCUCUCCCUUGGCCUGUGAUUUGGUUGUGAGGCAGCAGAGAGAAAAUCCAGUCCAGGAGAAAUCAAGAACUUCUUUCCACUGAUUUACGGCCCUGCUUGAGCUCUGUUUCAGCCCAGUUUGGCAGGGCCAGGAGAGCCUUCCAGAACAGCUUGGUUCUGUCUGGCGUUUUUGGGCCAAACCUUGAUUGAAACCAGGUUGGCUGGCACGGUGUGGAGAUGGAGUUCACACCCUGCCGUGGGCCAUAUCCGAAAGGUGCAGGGGGCCACAG
This is a messenger RNA of Emys orbicularis (European pond turtle), 1922 nucleotides long. RefSeq names its product junctional adhesion molecule A-like. Bases 49 to 945 code for a protein of 298 amino acids. Gene Ontology annotation, cellular component: bicellular tight junction. Gene Ontology annotation, biological process: intestinal absorption; establishment of endothelial intestinal barrier; cell adhesion. NCBI's taxonomy places the organism in Eukaryota, Metazoa, Chordata, Testudines, Emydidae. The record is from RefSeq and is a predicted model, not a curated record. The transcript is spliced from 10 exons.